This is a messenger RNA of Cylindrotheca closterium, 324 nucleotides long. NCBI's taxonomy places the organism in Eukaryota, Bacillariophyta, Bacillariophyceae, Bacillariales, Bacillariaceae. The record is from the annotation of a GenBank genome assembly.
AUGCGAGAAGAGGAAUACAUCAAGGAAUUGAAACGUAUCGAGGAACAGGUCCGGAAACUGAGAUUAGACCUGGACAAAGAAAGAGAAAAGAAAGCACCUGUGGAUAGGAGCCCCAAGGACAAGAAACAGAAGUUUCGCCGACAGCAGACAACUUCUGGGAAGCUAUCGAUCGGAGAUCAAGUGCGGAUUGCAAAUCCAAACAAAGGGCAAGAAUCAGAGGGCGAAGUCACAAGCAUUAAUCGCAUCUCUGGAUUCGUCACCGUCCACACACGAACGCAAAGAAUCAGAAGAUUGGCGAAGAACCUAGAUAGGUUGGAACCCUAA